UAAAUCCACUUGAGACACACUCUGCUGGUUACAUAACAGACUGAGGCCAUUGGUUAAAUAACAUCUUUGAAAGCCUUAGCAUUUCUGAAUAUCAAAGACCUAAAACCAUCAUCAGCUAAGAGCUCGGCUAGUUUUGACUCAUUCAGUACUGACAGUGUUGCUGAGGACCAUGGCUAAGCGUGUUGCUGUGAUUGGAGCAGGCAAUGCUGGACUGGUCUCCAUCAAAUGUUGCUUGGAUGAAGGUCUGGAGCCGGUGUGUUUUGAAAGCAGUGAUGAUAUCGGUGGACUCUGGAGAUUUAAGGAGACACAUGAGGCAGAACGCACCAGCAUUUAUCGUUCUCUCGUAGUGAAUACCUCUAAAGAGAUGAUGUGCUUCAGCGAUUAUCCUAUCCCGGAUCAUUUCCCGAACUACAUGCACAACUCGCUGGUCGUGCAGUACUUAAGAGACUACGCUGAACACUUCGGCCUGCUUAAACAUAUUCAAUUAAAGACUACAGUAAGCAGUGUGAGACAGAGGCCGGAUUUCUCUACCUCUGGUCAGUGGGAUGUGGUGACCGUGAACAGAGAUGGACGAGAGGAGAAACACGUGUUUGAUGGUGUUCUAGUGUGUACAGGACAAUACACACAACCUAACAGACCCCUCUCUGCCUUUAAAGGUGUUGAUACAUUCCCAGGAACAAUUCUCCAUAGCUGGGAUUAUAGGGAUCCUGAUCUUUACCAUGGCAAGAGAGUUGUGAUUGUUGGGAUUGGAAAUUCAGGGGUAGACAUUGCUGUGGAGCUCAGCAGAGUUUGUGAGAAGGUGUUUUUAAGUACCCGCACUGGGGCAUGGGUCAUAGGUCGCAUGUCAAAUAGAGGGCACCCUAUGGAUUUGGUGCUGGUUAAGCGAAACGUGGAUCUGAUUGUUCGCCUUCUGCCUCAAAGUUUGGUGAACUGGAUUGGAGAGAGAAUGCUCAAUCAGAAACAUGACCACAAGUUUUAUGGACUACAGCCUAAACACAGAUUUUUGGACCAGCGUCCCAUUAUCAACGAUGACCUCCCAGGUUGCAUUUUGAUGGGAGCCCUGGUGAUGAAACCCAAUCUGCAAAAAAUUCAAGACUCAACAGUCGUAUUCGAUGAUGGGACGGCUGAAGAGAAGAUCGAUGCUGUGAUCUUGUGUACAGGAUAUAAUUACGCAUUCCCCUUCCUCCCCACCUCCUUAAACUCUGGUCCUGAUGGAGAACUGACACUCUACAAAAGAAUCUUUCCCCCAUCUCUAGAGCGUCCGACACUGGCCAUCAUGGGUCUUUUCCAGCCCAAAGGGCCAGUCAUGCCAGCAGUAGAACUGCAGGCACGCUGGGCCACCCGGGUCAUCGCAGGGAUAAACCAUCUUCCUUCAAACCGAAAAAUGCAUGACAUUAUUGAAAAGGAACGCAGAGCAAAUUUAAAAAGUUAUGCUAGUCCCAAGGAGGCUGUCCUUCAGGUGAAUUAUAUUCCUUACCUAGAUUCCAUUGCAAGGGAAGUGGGUGUCCGGCCCAACAUUGUUUGGUUACUUCUCAGUGACCCUGCUUUGGGUUUGAGGGUUCUUUUUGGUCCCUUUACGCCCUACCAGUUUCGUCUACGUGGACCAGGACAUUGGAGUGGUGCUCGUCAGGCUAUCCUUACGGUAUGGGAGCGUGUGGCCAAACCCAUGAAGACACGCCCCAUUCCAGACCCAAAAUCCAGCAGUUUGUUAUAUUGGAUGGGGCUUGCAGGAGGUGCUGCGGCAAUUGUGAUCAUUAUGGUAAAACAAAAGAAGAUUCCACUUUUUCUGAAAAUCAAUUACAUUGAGACAGCCUUAUUUGGACAAAAGUAAGAGUUUAGGGUAACACUUUACAAUAAACAAUAAAGUAUUAGUAAACAUGAACAAUGAUUAAUAAAUGCUGUAGAAGUAUUGUUCAUUGUUAGUUUAUGUUAGCUAAUGCAUUAACUAAUUGUUAAGAAAUACUACCUUAUUGUAAAGUGUUACCGAGUUUAGGUUUAAUUAAUGUACUAUUGAACCAUAUAUCUUUCUGUGUAUUAGCACAUGUACUUUGAUUUUUUUUAAACUGAUUAAAUCAUCCUGGUAAACAUUUGAAGACAUUUGUUCUGCCCAAUACAAAAAAAAGAUAUUAUUUAAUGUACUAUUGAACCAUAUAUCUUUCUGUGUAUUAGCACAUGUACUUUGAUUUUUUAAAAACUGAUUAAAUCAUCCUGGUAAACAUUUGAAGACAUUUGUUCUGCCCAAUACAAAAAAAAGAUAUUAUGAAGAUUUUUUGAGGUUUUAUCCUUACAUUGAAAUGGUUACCAGAAGUGCUGCUGUCAUCAUCAUCAUCCAUCAUUAAUCGGCUGCAGACAAAACGGGUUUGCAGUCGGUCACAAGUUUUCUCCAUUCUGGUCAAUAGCUAGCAGCUCUUCUCAUCUCGUCAGCAGUUGGUGGCAUGUCGUUGUUAAUUAGUUUGCCGAUGUAUGUGUGAUAUAAUGUGUGCGGCUUUCCUCGGCUCCGUUUGCCAUGUAGUUUUUCGGGCGCAUAUAACAUUUUUGUUAAUUUAGUCGUUUGGGUCUCUUCUGAGUGAGUGGCCAACGAAAAGUAGCUGUCUUUGUUGGAUUUGAAGAAUAAGCUGGUUCUUUUGGACUGCUUCGUAUACAGCUUGGUUACUUAUUCGAUCCAUUUUCUUGAUGUCGAGCAUGAUUCUGUAGCGACUAGUGGCGAAGCUGUUGAGUGAGUUUUGCAUUUUUUGGCUGAUGAUCCAGCUUUCGCAGCCAUACAGGAGGGUUCAAAGAUGUUUUGUUUGAGUUUGAUUGGAAGAGUUUUUGAUAGAAAUACAUCCUUCAUUUUCCAGAAUGCUCCCCAAGCUUGUCCUUUUCGUGCUCUGAUAUCUGCAUCGCUCGACGCGAUGUAAGAGCCAAGAUACUUGAAGUCUUUUGUCCAAUCGAUUUUUUUGUCCAUUGAGUUCAAUGAAUUGAUGUAAGUUGAUCGGCAUCUCUGGCCCAGCAAGAUCUUGUUUGCUAAAUGCUUCUGUCUUUUUAAUGUUGACCUCGAGUCCUACUCGUCUAGCCCACAUUGCUGUUGUUUGAAGUUGAGCUUGCGAUUUUUCUAGAUUAUGCUGCUUGUUGUUGUCGCCGCCCUUAGAGCAGCGCAAUGUCUUCGGCAAAAUCGAGGUCGAACAGUGAAGUGGCUGGAUAUCUCGAUGAUCUUGAUAGAUUCGUUGUGAAGCCAUUUGAGCCUGUUGAUGUUGCAUGCUCUUGUUCUGAUUUCUUUAGGGUGAAGUCUAUGACGAUGAUGAAUAGAAAGGGAGCUAGCGUGUCUCCUUGAAGAACGCCAGUUGAGAUGUUGAACUGUUCUGAUAGCUUGCCCUCGACCAAUACUUGACUUUUUGAGUUGUUGUAGAUAGUGCAAAUAGCCCUUACGUUUUUUUCAGGAAUUCCGUAGUGUCGCAAGAUGUCGAACAUGACGUUUCGUAUGAGCGAGUCGAACGCUUUCUUAAAGUCGACGAAUAUGAUGUAGAGGUCUAGGUUCUUGUCGAUGGUGCCCUCGAUUAUUCGUCUAAGUAUGUGAACUUGUUCGGUGCAUCCUCUUCCUCUUCGAAAUCCUGCUUGAUUCUUUCUCAUGAUGUCGUCUACUGGUUUUCUUAUUCGGUUAAGAAGAACUUUAUUGUAGACUUUCGCUGCGAUCGACAUCAGGCUGAUCCCUCCAUAGUUAUUCAUCAAAGUGAGAUUGCCUUUCUUGGGUAAUGGAACGAUGAGGCUAGUGGUGCUUUUUCUUGCAUGUAGACAUCAUUGCAUAUGUUGCAUAGCUGUCUGAUUGCAUGAUGGCCUCCGUAUUUGAGAACUUCGGCGGUAAUGGGGUUGUCGACACCUGAUGAUUUGCCAUUUUUAAGUUCGUCUACAGCCAUUUUUACUUCACGUCGAACGUGAAUGGGCCUAUAUUGCCUAUAAGUCUCUGGUAGCUGGCUCGAUGUGUAGAUGUUCCGUGACUGUUUCUUUGUUCAGUAAAGUUUUGAAGUAAUUUUGCCACUUGUCUAGCAGUUCCUUAGGAGAGUUGAUAUUACUACCAUCUGUUUUCUUCAUUUUAUGCUUGUUUAUUGAUUUUGUUUUGCCACUGAUCUUAUUGAUAACUUCCCAUGUGGUUUGUAACCUGUUUGCUUUCGCCGCUUCCUUGAGACGCUCAAGUUUCUCUGAUAGGAAGGCGAUCCUGUCCUGCUGGUAAGACUCGAGAAGCUUUUGAUUUAGAUCAUGGCACUCUUGACUAUGCGUUGAUCUGAGCCGACAUCUACUGUAUUACAUGCUCAAAUGUUCUUCACUGAGUUUGCCCAUUUCCCUCUUAUAAGUAUGUGAUGAAGUUGUGCUCGAUUUUUGUCGUCGUUUUCCUUUCUGUUAAUGUCUGGUUGCCACGUCCAGAUUCUAGACUUCUUGUGUGGGAAUCUGAACUGUGCAGAUCUCGUGUUUGUUGUCUCGCAGAAGUCUACAAGUCUAGUGCCAUUGUCAUUCGUCUUCUCGUGUAGGGCAUGUUUGCUGCUCUCGGGUUCGAUAUGCUGCUGUCGAGGCCGAUUCUUGCGUUAAAAUCACCUGCUAUGACAAGCAUAUUGUGUGGUGGUACUUCUUGUGCACACUUUAACAACUUGGCAUAGAACUCGUCUUUCUCUGCUCUUGGCUUUUCUUCGGUUGGUGCGUAUGGAACAGUGACAGUUGUUAAUGGAUUGCCAGCGAAAUUCGCUGUCUGACACCUUAUUCUGUCUGACACCUUAGUUGUUGAUGUCAUAGUUUUGUCUACUUCGCUGUUUGUAAGAAGGCCGAUUCCUUCGACAUGAUUUCCCUGAGAUGUUUUUGUUGCUGAGCAGUAAUCGAAAUCGCCAUUCUUUAUUGUUGUAGGUUUCUGUAUGGGUUAUGAUGUUGUCUGAGGCUGAUAGUCCAUGCUCUUGUACUGCUACAAUAUCUAUAUUUUUAUCUUCACAGCCAUGGAUGAGCUGAUGAAACCUUCUGAUUGUUUGAGAGUUUCAGGUGUUGAGAGUUUACCUUCUUUGUUUAUUCUGCGUAGCAUUCGGACAUUGUAUGUUGCUACAUUGGUUGUUUUACGGUGGGAGAAGUGGCGGUGGGAUGCUGAGUCUGUGGUAUUUUUGUUGUCCUGUGUUAUCGCUGCGUUAUUGGGUGUAUACACCGUCAUGAGCGAAUUAAUCGCACAUCGACACGACGAAGACGAUUGUUGUUGCUCGGAAUGGGUACUUCUUUUGUUACUUUCGAAGUAAUUUUGUUUAAGCCAUGUGGGUUACUAGCCCUGCACAGCCGAUCACAUUUUUACGUCAUGCGCAUGAAUUGGCUGAUUGCAUCCUUUGAUUUUCGUCUCAGGAUGGGCGAUGAGGUCGCCACACUCUACGCCAGUAGAACGCAGCCUUAAAGGAAUAGUAUAUCCAUUUUCCAUAUUAAACUAGGUUAUUACCUUAACUAAGAAGAGUUGAUACAUCCCUCUAUCAUCUUAGUGCGUGCACGUAAGCGCUGGGGCGCGCUGCGACACUUCGAUAGCAUUUAGCUUAGCCCCAUUCAUUCAAUGGUACAAAAACAGAGAUAAAGUUAGAAGUGACCAAACACAUCAACGUUUUUCCUAUUUAAGACGAGUAGUUAUACGAGCAAGUUUGGUGGUACAAAAUAAAACGUAGCGCUUUUCUAAGCGGAUUUAAAAGAGGAACUAUAUUUUAUGGCGGAAUAGCACUUUUGGGAGUACUUCGACUCGCCUGAAAAAUCCUCUCCCCUUCUCCCUCUCAUAAUGGGAGAGGGAGAGUGUUACUGCGCCGAGUCGAAAUACUCCCAAAAGUGUUAUUCCGCCAUAAAAUAUAGUCCCUCUUUUAAAUCCGCUUAGAAAAGCGCUACAUUUUAUUUUGUACCACCAAACUUGCUCGUAUAACUACUCGUCUUAAAUAGGAAAAACGUUGAUGUGUUUGGUCACUUCUAACUUUAUCUCUGAUUGAUACCAUUGAAUGAAUGGGGCUAAGCUAAAUGCUAUCGAAGUGUUGCAGCGCGCUCCAGCGCUUACGUGCACGCACUAAGAUGAUAGAGGGAUGUAUCAACUCUUCUUAGUUAAGGUAAUAACAUAGUUUAAUAUGGAAAAUGGAUAGACUAUUCCUUUAAGUGAUAAUCCAGUGAAUAAAAAAUUAUCCCAUGAUUUAUUCACAUAUCAGGCCAUCCUCUUAUGUACAUGAUUAUCUUUUAUUAGACGAACACAAAUAAUAGUUAUAUAAAAAAAUGUCCUUGAUCUUCCGAGCUUUAUAACUGUAGAAAACAGGGACCAGGGAACAACUUCUGACUUUGAAGGAAAAGAUGUACUUUUUGGGCUUCGAAGACGUAAUCCUCACAGCUCCAGGGGGUUAAUAAAGCCACUAACGUGAUUAUAUGCCUUCAUUAUAUGCUGGAGUAUGUCUUUAAAGGGAUAGUCACACAAUAUUUUUUAUGUCAAUAUUGUCAGUGGUGGCCCAGAUCUGCUUUGUUACAAACAUUCUUCAAAAUAUCUUUGUGUUCAGCAGAUCAAGGUUUGUAACUACUUGAGGAUGAGUAAAUAAUGAUAACAUUUUUAUAUUUUGGGGGGGUAAACUCUCCCUUUAAAGAAAAAAAAUACAUCCGCGGAAAAAUUAAAAAACUUGUUUCCCCUAAAUUUACUAUUUAUAUGUAUCUGUUUAAGUCAAAUUAUAUUUUUUGUGUCAUCCUAUCAACUACCGUCAACAUUUCUGCCAGAUUCCGUCUUUUAUUUGCAGAAAACUGAGACCAGACAAACUAACAAAAUAUGCAAUCUUUUCAGAUCUUGAAAAUACAUUUUAAACAACACAAGACUAAUGUUUUAAUAUGUAUUUUAGGAACAAAUAAAAAAUUAUUAUUUGACAGUAUAACUAUUUAAUCACAUUUUAUAUAUGUGUCUUGGCAUGCUCUCAGUUUUUUACAUUGCUGUUGACUAUAUUGUCACUCCUGAGGUUUGCUUUUGUUGGAAUUCAACAAGCACUGGACUAAAAUGCAUGUUCACAGUACAUGUAAUGAUGAUUAAAGGCAAAACUUGAGUUGUCUCUUA
This is a messenger RNA of Paramisgurnus dabryanus, 7045 nucleotides long. RefSeq names its product flavin-containing monooxygenase 5-like. Lineage: Eukaryota; Metazoa; Chordata; Actinopteri; Cypriniformes; Cobitidae. The record is from RefSeq and is a predicted model, not a curated record. Gene Ontology annotation, molecular function: flavin adenine dinucleotide binding; N,N-dimethylaniline monooxygenase activity; NADP binding.